GGACUUCACCAUCGAGGCCUCUGAGUCUGAGUCCGUGGGCGAAUAUUUAGUAUCUUGUCAUUUCGAUACAAACAAAUGAAUCCUUCCUGUCAGAUCUCUGGAAGUGCAAAGCAUAAAGUCCACGGAAUGUAUUGACAUCUGUGUUUGCUAAGAUUUUGUUUGUUUCUUUUUCUCAGGGCUGGUGGCGGACGAGGCUGAGGAUCAGGGGAUGAGGUUAUAAAAACAACAGCGGAGGAAAAAAGGAAAAAAGAAAAGAACGAGGGAGUCGAUUGCUCGGAAACUCUUCUUUUUUGUAUCAUCAUACCCUGCGGUCCUAAAAGGCACUGACUGACCCCGAAGAGGAUUACACACUCAAAAAUACACACCCACACCCACUCGCUCACACCUCCCCUCCCCUUCACCGUCAUGUCCUCCCACCUCAACCCACCCAUUCUUACCCUCCCCAUCCUCUUCCUCCUCCUCUCCCUGCCCUCCUCCACUCCCUCCUCCUCCUCCCUCCUCUCCUUCUUCCCACCGGAAGGAGGUCUCACACAUUUGGUGGUUCACAACAAAACGGGUGAGGUCUACCUGGGCGCCGUCAACUGGAUCUACAAGCUGUCAAGCAAUCUGACCAAGCUACGAAGCCACGUCACUGGCCCGGUAACGGACAACCCUCGCUGUUACCCUCCGCCAGGAGUCCAGUCCUGCCCCCACGAGCUGAUCCAGACCUCUAACGUCAAUAAACUCCUGCUUCUGGAUGCGGCCCACAACCGUUUAAUUGCCUGUGGGAGUACCUCCCAGGGAAUAUGCCAGUUCCUGCGUCUGGAUGAUUUGUUCAAGCUUGGCGAGCCGCACCACCGUAAAGAGCACUAUCUAUCCAGUGUUGCUGAGGCGGGCACCAUGUCCGGAGUUGUCAUUUCCCCGGAUCUUUUCGGCGGAGGUGGGAAACUGUUUGUCGGCACUCCAAUCGACGGGAAAUCUGAGUACUUCCCAACUCUGUCGAGCCGCAAGUUGAUGUCCAACGAGGAGAACGCCGACAUGUUCAGCUUCGUCUACCAGGACGAGUUCGUCUCGUCCCAGCUGAAGAUUCCCUCGGACACGCUUUCCAAGUUCCCGGCGUUCGACAUCUACUACAUCUACGGCUUCAACAGCGAGCAGUUUGUGUAUUAUCUCACGUUGCAGCUCGACACGCAGCUCACCUCGCCGGACGCGAGCAGCGAGCAAUUCUUCACCUCUAAAAUCGUCCGCCUGUGCGUCGACGAUCCCAAGUUCUACUCGUAUGUCGAGUUCCCAAUUGGCUGCACCAAGGACGGAGUGGAGUACCGCUUGGUUCAGGAUGCUUAUUUGGCCCGGCCGGGGACCCGUUUGGCUCGUUCGCUUGGUAUUCAAGAGCACGAGGAGGUUCUGUUUACUGUAUUCGCCCAGGGUCAGAAGAACAGAGCCAAGCCGCCCAAGGAGUCGGCUUUGUGUCUGUUCACAAUGAGACGGAUAAAGGAGAAGAUUAAAGAGAGGAUUCAGUCGUGCUACAGAGGCGAGGGGAAACUCUCCCUUCCUUGGCUGCUGAACAAGGAGCUGGCGUGCAUCAACUCGCCUCUGCAGAUAGAUGAUAACUUCUGCGGCCAAGACUUCAACCAGCCUCUAGGGGGCACCACCGCCAUCGAAGGCAUCCCGCUCUACGUGGAUAAAGACGACGGCAUGACGUCAGUGGCGGCCUACAACUACCACGGACACACCGUGGCCUUCACAGGCACCCGCAGCGGGCGCAUGAAGAAGAUCCUGGUGAACUCCGUUACCCAGCCUGCCUUGCUGUAUGAAAAUGUUCUGGUGAGCGACGGGAGCCCCAUCCUGAGAGAUCUGCUCUUCAGCCCGGAUCAUCAGUACUUAUACGCCCUCACCGACCAACAGGUUACUCGUGUUCCAGUGGAGAGCUGUGAGCAGUACAGCUCCUGUGGAGCCUGUCUGGGAUCAGGGGACCCUCACUGUGGCUGGUGUGUGCUACAUAAUAUAUGCUCAAGGAAGGAUCACUGUGAGCGAGCAGAGGAGCCUCAGCGUUUCACCACCAGGGUGGAGCAGUGUGUCCGGCUCUCCGUCCAACCCGACACUGUCUCCGUCACCAUGUCAGAAGUGCAGUUGUCACUUCAAACGCAGAAUGUGCCCAGUCUGUCCGCUGGAGUCAACUGCUCCUUUGAGGACUAUGUAGAGACAGAAGGACGCAUUUAUGGUGGACGGAUCUUCUGCCUGUCUCCCUCUACAAAAGACGUGUCCCCCAUCACACGAGACCAAGGUGACCAACGUGUUAUAAAGUUGUAUCUGAAGUCGAAGGAGACCGGGAAGAAGUUUGCCAGUGUUGACUUUGUCUUCUACAACUGCAGCGUCCACCAAUCGUGCCUGUCCUGCGUUAACGGCAACUUCCCCUGUCACUGGUGCAAAUAUCGCCACAUGUGCACGCAGGACGCCAGCGACUGCUCCUUCCAGGAGGGACGAGUCAACACCUCGGAGGAGUGCCCUCAGAUCCUGCCCUCCACCCAGAUCUAUAUCCCCGCUGGAGUUAUGAGGCCGAUCACCCUGCUGGCCCAGAACCUGCCCCAGCCUCAGUCCGGACAGAGGAACUACGAGUGUAUUUUCCACAUCCAGGGCAACACGCACAGCGUCCCGGCUCUGAGGUUCAACAGCACCAGCAUCCAGUGUCAGAAGACCACGUACGACUACGAGGGCGGUGACAUCAGCGACCUACCAGUCGACCUGUCUGUGGUGUGGAAUGGAAACUUUGUCAUCGACAACCCGUUCAACAUUCAAGCCCACCUGUAUAAGUGCCGAGCGCUGCGGGACAGCUGUGGUAUGUGUCUGAAGGCCGACCCCCGGUUUGAAUGCGGUUGGUGUGUCCAGGACAGGAAGUGCUCCCUCAGGCAGGAGUGUACCGGUGGAGGGAACUCCCACCUCCCUCUGCAGCUGGCUGAAGGAGGAGGGUGGAUGCACGCCACCUCCGGGAACAGCCGCUGCACCCACCCCAAGAUCACUAAGUUGUUCCCUGAGACGGGGCCCCGGCAGGGGGGCACCCGGGUGACCAUCCUGGGGGAGAACCUGGGUCUUCAGUUCAGAGACAUCCAGAUGGGAGUCAGGCUGGGCAAGGUGCCCUGCGUCGCCAUCGAGGAGGAAUAUGUCAGCGCAGAGAGGAUCGUGUGUCUGCUGAAUGACGCCACCGGCUACAGAGUCCAGGAGGCUCAGGUGGAGGUGUGUGUGAGAGACUGUGUCAACGACUACAGAGCUCUGUCGCCCCGACCCUUCACCUUCGUGACGCCGUUCUUCACCCGCAUCCAGCCGUCUCAGGGUCCGAUCUCUGGAGGCACCCGGGUCACCAUCGAGGGAAGCUACCUGAACGCAGGCAGCUACGUCUCCGUCAGCAUCGGACUGCAGCCCUGCUACUUCAAAAAGAGGAACGCCCGUGAGAUCGUGUGCGUGACUCCAGCUGGAGCGGCGGCGGGCAGCGCGUCCGUCUCCGUCGACAUCGACGACGCCGAGCUCCGAAACCCGGAGGUGAAGUUCAACUACACUGAAGACCCGACGGUCCUGAGGAUAGAACCGGACUGGAGCAUCGCCAGCGGUGGGACUCUGCUGACAGUGAGCGGGACCAACCUGGCAACCAUCCGAGAGCCAAAGAUCAGGGCCAAGUACGGCCAGGCCGAGUCCUUUCAUAACUGUACGGUGUACAAUAACUCCGUCAUGGUGUGUCUGGCUCCAUCGGUGGCGGAUUCAGAACUGGGUUUCUCAGAGACCGGCACAGGCCCGGAUGAGAUCGGGUUCUACAUGGACAACGUGAACGCUCUGGUGGUGGUCAACGAGACGUUCAGCUACUACCCCGACCCCGUGUUCGAGCCCCUGAGUCCCUCCGGCAUCCUGGAGCUCAAGCCCACAUCGCCACUUAUUCUAAAGGGUCGUAACCUGAUCCCAGCAGCUCCCGGCAACAGUCGCCUCAACUACACGGUGCUGAUCGGAGAGACUCCCUGCGUCCUCACGCUGUCGGAGAGCCAGCUGCUGUGUGAAUGGCCCAACCUCACCGGACAGCACAAAGUCACGAUCCGUGCUGGUGGGUUCGAGUACUCCCCCGGGACUCUUCACAUCUACUCCGACAGCCUGCUGACGCUUCCUGCCAUCAUCGGCAUCGGAGGCGGCGGCGGCCUGCUGCUGCUCGUCAUCAUCGCCGUGCUGAUCGCCUACAAGAGGAAGUCACGGGACGCCGACCGCACCUUGAAACGUCUGCAGCUCCAGAUGGACAACCUGGAGUCCAGAGUGGCCCUGGAGUGUAAAGAAGCUUUUGCCGAGCUUCAGACAGACAUCCAUGAGCUGACCCAGGAACUAGACGGAGCCGGGAUUCCCUUCCUGGACUAUCGGACUUACGCCAUGAGGGUCCUGUUCCCGGGCAUCGAGGACCACCCUGUGCUCAAGGAGAUGGAGGUACGGGUCCAGGCCAACGUUGAGAAGGCCCUGACUCUGUUCGGCCAGCUGCUGACCAAGAAACACUUCCUGCUGACGUUCAUACGAACCCUGGAGGCUCAGAGGUCGUUUUCAAUGCGGGAUCGAGGCAACGUGGCGUCUCUGAUCAUGACGGCGCUGCAGGGGGAGAUGGAGUACGCCACCGGGGUCCUCAAACAGCUUCUGUCAGACCUGAUCGACAGAAACCUGGAGAGCAAGAACCACCCCAAGCUGCUGCUCCGGAGGACGGAGUCUGUGGCUGAGAAGAUGCUGACCAACUGGUUUACAUUCCUGCUGUACAAGUUCCUCAAGGAGUGUGCCGGCGAGCCUCUGUUCAUGCUUUACUGUGCCAUCAAGCAGCAGAUGGAGAAAGGACCCAUCGACGCCAUCACAGGAGAAGCCCGCUACUCCCUCAGCGAGGACAAGCUCAUCAGGCAGCAGAUCGACUACAAAACUCUGACGUUGCACUGUGUGAACCCGGAGAACGAGAACGCCCAGGAGGUGACGGUCAAGUGUCUGAACUGUGACACCAUCACUCAGGUCAAAGAGAAGCUGCUGGACGCUGUUUACAAGGGCAGCCCCUACUCACAGAGGCCCAAGGCUUCUGACAUGGACCUGGAAUGGCGUCAAGGUCGGAUGGCCAGAAUUAUUCUGCAGGAUGAAGACGUCACAACGAAGAUCGACAACGACUGGAAGAGACUCAACACACUGGCUCACUAUCAGGUAACAGACGGCUCAGUGAUCGCUCUGGUGCCGAAGCAGAACUCUGCCUACAACAUCUCCAACUCCUCCACCUUCACCAAGAGCCUCAGCAGAUACGAGAGCAUGCUGAGGACGGCCAGCAGUCCAGACAGCCUCCGCUCCAGAACCCCCAUGAUCACCCCCGACCUGGAGAGUGGAACCAAACUGUGGCAUCUGGUGAAGAACCACGACCACUCGGACCAGAGGGAGGGGGACCGGGGCAGCAAGAUGGUCUCCGAGAUCUACCUGACCAGGCUGCUGGCUACAAAGGGAACUCUCCAGAAGUUUGUGGACGACCUGUUUGAGACCAUCUUCAGUACGGCCCACAGAGGCAGCGCUCUGCCGCUCGCCAUCAAGUACAUGUUCGACUUCCUGGACGAGCAGGCCGACAAACACUCCAUCACAGACUACGACGUACGACACACCUGGAAGAGCAACUGUCUUCCUCUGCGGUUCUGGGUGAACGUCAUCAAGAACCCUCAGUUUGUGUUUGACAUCCAUAAGAACAGCAUCACAGACGCCUGUCUGUCUGUGGUGGCUCAGACCUUCAUGGACUCCUGUUCUACGUCAGAACACAAACUAGGAAAAGACUCGCCUUCAAAUAAACUCCUCUACGCUAAAGACAUCCCCAACUACAAGAACUGGGUAGAGAGGUAUUACUCCGAUAUCUCCCGUAUGCCAGCCAUCAGUGACCAGGACAUGAGUGCCUACCUAGCAGAGCAGUCCCGCCUGCACCUCAGCCAGUUCAACAGUAUGUCUGCACUGCACGAGAUCUACUCCUACAUCAUCAAAUACAAAGACGAGAUCCUGUCGGCGCUACAGAAGGACGAGCAGUCGCGCAGACAGCGGCUACGCGGCAAACUGGAGCAGGUCAUCGACACCAUGGCGCUGGCCAGCUGAGGACCGGCCCGCCAAACGCCUCGGCUGGGGGCCAACUGGCCCAACCAACACGCCUUCCCUUUGUCACAACUUUUUUGACAUUUUUGACCCUCGACGUUUGAAGUCUGUCGUCAUCAAACCUUCACAAACAGCAACGAAACAGCAGCGGAAAAAAAAAAAGACUGCGAGGUCCCGCAGCAGCAGCAGCAGCACACUGGAGAGACAGUUAGGAUCUACGGCCCCGCCAGCUGGGUUGGCUUUUCUUUUAUUUCUUCUCUCUUUUUCUCUCUCUGAGCCAACAACCCAGCUCCUAUCAACCAAAUCAAGCGACAUGGACCUCGAGCUCAGGAGAGCGUUUAUUCUCAUCAAGGCCCUCAUCAAGUCUGGGGGAGCAGCAGUUGGGUACUUUGGCCACAAUCAGGACCGGUUCAUGCACACUGGUGACAAAAACUCUUCUAGCUGGAGCUGAAAUGCUACAGGACAGCUAAUAGCUUUUCCAUAGCCGAGGCUUCACUUUUCAGACUGGGAGCCAAUAAGAAUCCAGGAUAUAUUGUUGCGAUACUUGAUCCCUGUAAGGAUUUUCUCUUUUCUGUUGCCAUCCCUCCACAGGGAGGUCAGAGGUCAGGGACGGCUGACAGCAGAGCAGCUUGUUGCUCAAAGACACUACAGCAUGGUGGUUGCUUGGCAACACAUAGGCUGCUGCAACUGCAGGGCAACCAGGAGGAAGGACUUUGCAGGGAAACUCUUCCUCCACUACUAACUCCAUCAACAACAACAACAAAACUCCACAUUUUCAGUUGGUUGGGCGGCAUAACUCAAUAUAUCAUAACAAUGGUUAGUUUUUUUGAUAAAAGCACCAAAUUUGGCAGAUGUGUUGAUAAUUAUAUUGGGAACCAAACUGGAUAUUGGGCCGUCACAAAUUCACACCCUGGUUGCCGUGGCAGCCAUUUUUAAAAAUGGUAACCAACAGUUGGUUAAACUUUCCUUUCCCAUUGGGCACAGAUGCAAUAAUGGACAUAAUCUAGAUCAGGGAUGGGCAACUGGAGGCCCGGGGCCCGCAUAAAGCCCACACCCUCACUUGAAGUGGCCCUCAGUACAACUACAUGCAUUUGUGCACAAAAGUGCAGUGUAAAAAUGCACAAAAUUACUUCUUGCAAUUAAUGUUGGUCUGCUGUUCUUGCACUGAAAACAAAAUAAAUCACAGUAAGUGGUUAUUUUUAAUUUGCUUCAAACCUUUUGCAUUCCUAUUUAUACUGUUAUUCAUGCAUUUGAGCAUGAAAUAUGUUAAGUUACUGCACUGUAAACAUAUUUAAAACUGCAGUUUCAUCAUAUCUGGUUAAGUGCAUGGUCCUAUAUGUGGCCCUGUGGUAGUGACGAUGGAAAAUUGUGGCCCCCUGCAGCAUCCCUGAUCUAGAUCCUAGAACCCUGAGAGCCAAAUCAAAGUCAAGAAAAUGAAGCCCCCCCGCACAGGAAUGUCAUACAGACAUGACAUUUUGUACGUACGUCUAUCAUGGGAAGACGCUCCGAAAUGUAACAAGAACCCAUACCCUAAAACGUACAGGAAGUCAGCCAUUUUGAAUAGAAAAAAAGGCAUUUCCUGCUGUUUUUGCCAAUUUCCAUGA
Messenger RNA from Centropristis striata (black sea bass), 7691 nucleotides. Its product is annotated as plexin-A1-like. Gene Ontology annotation, cellular component: semaphorin receptor complex. Gene Ontology annotation, biological process: semaphorin-plexin signaling pathway involved in axon guidance; regulation of GTPase activity; negative regulation of cell adhesion. Gene Ontology annotation, molecular function: protein binding; semaphorin receptor activity. Bases 406 to 6090 code for a protein of 1894 amino acids. The record is from RefSeq and is a predicted model, not a curated record. The transcript has 32 exons. Lineage: Eukaryota; Metazoa; Chordata; Actinopteri; Perciformes; Serranidae.